AUGGGCAAGAAGAGCAAAAGCAAGAGCACGCUGCUCGCCACCGCGGAGCCAACACAGCCUGCGUUGGAGCCUGAGGUGGUGGAGGCUGUAAAGGAGCAGGUAAAGAACCAGGACAAGUCCGCGCUGUUUGACGGCUUCGCUCAGAGCGCUGCGUUUUUCGGCAAAAAGGCUUCGUAUGCGGUAGCGGUGGCGGAUACGUUCAAGAAGGAGACGGAGACGUCUAAGGUGGCUGUGAGCGAAAAGGAUAGAAAGAAGAAGGAGAAGAAGGAAUCCAAGCAGAAUAGAAAGAAUCAAGAAAACGACGAGGAGGAUGUUAAGGAGGAUAAAGAGCAAGAGGACGACGAUGAGACUGAAGUUGCGGAGACCAACGACGGUGAUAAGAAGAAGAAGAAGAAAAAGAGCAAGAAGAAAACGACAGAAGGUGAUGAUCAGGCUGAAGAGGAGAAAGAACUCACGCCUGAUGAACUCAAGGAGCGCCGCACAGUGUUCGUGGGCAAUGUGUCGCUGGACGCCACACAGAAAGACAUCAAGAAGCAUUUUUCCGUGUGCGGUCAAGUUGAAAGCGUGCGUCUUCGACAUCUUCCCAUCGCCGGUUGUGCGGUGGGUGACGCGGGCAACCAGAAGCUCAUGAUGAAGGUCUGCGCCAACAAGAAAAUCUUGACCACAGCUAAGGACAACUGCAACGCCUACGUGACGUUUGUGGAGGAGAGCAGUGCGGAAGCCGCGAUCAAGCUCAACGGGACGGUGCGUUUUGUUAGAUUUCGCAGUGAGCAAACCGAGUAUAUGUGCUAA
Messenger RNA from Phytophthora infestans T30-4, 792 nucleotides. RefSeq lists its product as uncharacterized. Lineage: Eukaryota; Oomycota; Peronosporomycetes; Peronosporales; Peronosporaceae. The record is from RefSeq and is a predicted model, not a curated record. The coding region runs from base 1 to 792 and encodes 263 amino acids. Gene Ontology annotation, molecular function: RNA binding. The transcript has a single exon.